Ruditapes philippinarum (Manila clam) is the source of this 930-nucleotide messenger RNA. RefSeq names its product deleted in malignant brain tumors 1 protein-like. Lineage: Eukaryota; Metazoa; Mollusca; Bivalvia; Venerida; Veneridae. Gene Ontology annotation, cellular component: membrane. The transcript has 6 exons. The record is from RefSeq and is a predicted model, not a curated record. The coding region runs from base 154 to 873 and encodes 239 amino acids.
GUGGCAAGUUAAAGAUUACUAUAGAUUUUUCAUCUUUACUUCCUAGUUAUCGAGACUAACCAAUCUUAAUUCGUUCUGUUAUUCUGUCUACUGUACACUAAUCAAAGGAUUAUAUUAUGUGCUAAUAAGGUACAGAGACGAAAUGCAUUAAUCAUGAGAAUAGUUCUUCAGCUGAGCUUAUUUCUAUGUCAACAGAUAAUAUUUGACAGAAUUGUUGAAGGCAAUACACUUGAUGUGACUGAGGUAAGACUGGCAGAAGGGAGUGGCCUGUUUGAAGGUCGUGUGGAAAUUAAAGUUGAUGGAGUAUGGGGUACUGUAUGUGAUGAAGAUUUCGACUUCGAUGACGCCAGCGUAAUAUGCAGAACAAUAAACCCGCGAUUAUCAGCAAUACUUACAGAAAGAUAUUAUGGUCCUGGGUAUGGACCGGUAUUUGUUCAGGAAUUCAAGUGUAGCGGUUUUGAGACUCAUAUACGCCAAUGUUCAUACGAGAGCAAUAUAUUUUGUACUCACUCAAAAGAUGUCGGACUAAUUUGUUCAGAAUGUGGCAUUGUGAGUGUACAAAAUGGCCAAGCUAGGUCAAUAUCAACAGAUGGAGCAAUAAUAACAAUAACAUGUGACGAGGGAUAUCAGACUGACUCCAGUACGAGUAUUUGUGUAAACGGGGCGUGGUCACCGUCUUCCAUAACAUGUUCACAAUAUGACUUUCCAUUAGACAUAAUUAGUACGAGGCUUGUAAAUGGUGUCGGACUUGCUGAUGGAAGAGUAGAAAUUCUUGUAAAUGACACCUGGGGAACACUGUGUGGUAAAAAUAUACACAAAGAAGCUGCAGAUGUUAUAUGCCGUAUGCAAGGAUUCAGGUACGUGUGUCAGUAGGGUUAGCAUAUAAACUCAAUCAUUUUCCUUUUGAAAAUGUGAACCCUAACAUAAUUU